GAAUAUGUCGUUAAUUAUAUUUGAAUACGUCUUAUGUAUGAGAUACUUUUGCAAUUCUACUUAUUAUUAUUUGCUCAUUCAUUUAUAAGCGGCGGGCAAGUUUUGUAUUCUCGUCAGUGACGUAACCGGUUACUAUGACAGCCUAACGUCAUGACGUCUCCGGGGGUUGAAAAAAAAAAGUUGAAGGGAGAGGAAGAGGAAAAAAAAGAAGAAAGAAAGCCGUCUCCAGGGAAACGGAAAGUGUCAACAGCAACGGUCCGAGCCUCUGGUAUUUAACUGCCGUUUUUGACUUCACUUCUUUCGCGUGUGUGUUUUUAUUUUUCAGUUUUUUGCAGAAUGGAGAGUUUGGGAGUAUCAUCUGCUCAGAACCUUCAGGCUCUGUCUGCUCUGCUGUCAACUCAGCAGGACGACGAUGACGACGAUGAUGAAGGAGACAGAAGAAGAAAUGGGACGACCACUGCACAGCUGGGUCCUGGACACAUCGGUUCCCCACCCAAGAAAGACAAAGAGGUGACAACUGUCUAUGUGAAGAAGAACAGCAAAGACAUCUGGAGCGAGGACGAAGUGGCAGAAGCUUCUCACUAUGACGAUGAGAGCGACCCGCGGCCACAGCCUGAGUAUGAAAUCCUCCUGAAGCAGAGUGUGGGGACAGAGGACAUGUUCCUGGGCUUGAGUGGAAAGGAUCCGUCCUCCAUGUGCUGUGAUGCCAUGCUGGUGAAAAUCAAACUGCCUGAUACUAAAGCAGCAGAUGUGGUCCUGGACGUGAAAGAGAAGUUCCUUGAUCUUCGGACGUCAAAGCAUAAACUGGGUCUCCAUCUCCCGUGUGCCGUCCACAGCCACGAGGGCAAGGCUCAGUUCUUCAGCGAGCGAGAGGAACUGGAGGUGACGCUGUUCCUCAAACGCUCCGCGGAUUUUAUCAACGUGCAGUGAGAAGGAAUAUAAAAACAAGUUGCCCCACAAGUUUUCGGAAGAGACAAGUACAGAUGUGACACCAGAUCACAUCUGAUCAAGACCGUAUAUUUCCUUAAAUGAACGUGUAAAUGUGUCAACACUGAUUCUGUGAUUGUAAGCAGUGGUUUUCUAAUAAAUAUUUGUCAUAACUA
Molecule: messenger RNA, 1103 nt
Organism: Solea senegalensis (Senegalese sole)
Lineage: Eukaryota; Metazoa; Chordata; Actinopteri; Pleuronectiformes; Soleidae
Gene: dnaaf6
Product: dynein axonemal assembly factor 6
Exons: 6
Coding region: 337-930 (197 amino acids)
Biological process (GO): flagellated sperm motility; axonemal dynein complex assembly
Cellular component (GO): cytoplasm
Molecular function (GO): dynein intermediate chain binding; protein-folding chaperone binding
Source: RefSeq, a predicted model, not a curated record